This is a messenger RNA of Schistosoma haematobium, 2365 nucleotides long. RefSeq names its product Mitochondrial import inner membrane translocase subunit Tim17-A. Bases 43 to 648 code for a protein of 201 amino acids. Gene Ontology annotation, biological process: protein import into mitochondrial matrix. NCBI's taxonomy places the organism in Eukaryota, Metazoa, Platyhelminthes, Trematoda, Strigeidida, Schistosomatidae. The transcript has 3 exons. The record is from RefSeq and is a predicted model, not a curated record. Gene Ontology annotation, cellular component: TIM23 mitochondrial import inner membrane translocase complex; mitochondrial inner membrane. Gene Ontology annotation, molecular function: transmembrane protein transporter activity.
CGGUAUAACUGCUCGCGCUACAGUCAAUCACGAGACCUUGACAUGGACGAAUUCAGCAGAGAUCCCUGUCCGUUUCGUAUCGUCAGUGAUUGUGGAGCUGCAUUUGCUAUGGGUACUAUCGGUGGUAGUGUUUUACAUUUUUACAGAGGUUAUCGUAACGCCCCUUCGGGUUAUACAAAAAAACUAGUAAGCGCAAUGGUUAACAGUCGUCAACGUGCACCAAUCACGGGUGGGGGGUUCGCUAUAUGGGGUGGAGUGUUUACAGCUGUCGAUUGCUCUUUAGUUCUUGCUCGUCAGAAAGAGGAUCCGUGGAAUUCGAUCACUAGUGGAGCUAUAACCGGAGCCGCUCUGGCUGUUCGUCAUGGUCCAACAGCUAUGGUCGGUCAAGCAUUUGUUGGUGGUGUUAUAUUGGCAAUUAUCGAGGGGCUUGGAAUCAUGAUAAAUAGAUUCGCUCCUAUGCUAAUGCAAGCUCCGCCAGACGCUGUACCAAAUCCACAAAACGAUCAGUCAUCAAGUCCAGGAAGCUCGUCUGGUAGUGGUGGGAGUGGGUUUUACGACUUUUUUGGUUCCACACAUUCAUCUUCAGAGGCAACUGCUGCAGAAUCUGCUAGUACAGUAUCACCGAAAUCUGGAUUUAUAUUUCAAUAGCUCUACCACUUUGUUGUAUAAUUCAAUAGUGGAUUUUGUUUACUGUCUUCCAUUCAUGCUUGUGUAUAUAAAAAUAAACACGUUAGUACAUUAUUCAAUAAUAGCGACAACAAUAGGGAUCCUCGUAGUUCAUCAGCAUUCCCAUCUAUAUUCAUUCUGCUUUUAUUAGUAAUGUUUUUUGCUUUUUAAUUGUUACUUCAUAUUAGUUAUGUAAAAAGAAAGUUAACUCUUAUGACAGUGUACACAUUGAUCUACUUCACUGUUGUUUAAAAACAUUUUCAGAGUGUUUAAAUACUUCUAUUGUCAACUUCAUCCUACUUCUGUCAACUUUGCCUUGUCUGUAGACUAAUCUGUCUUUAUAUAAGUACAUUGAUAUUAAAGUCUGUAUCAUGUUUAUUGUUAUUUCUUCUCAAGUUGGUUGAUUACUUCUGUUUUUCGUCAUUUCCCCCCAUCCUUGUGUCCGUGCACAUUCUUUAAUCUAUUACUUUAUUCGUUUUAUUCUCGUCUUUGUUUCUCCCACAAGGUAGUAAUCUAUCUCUGAGCUUUCGCAUAUGAUAGUAAAAUUCAAAUAUAGUCUUAAAGAUACCAUCUCUUCAGUUUACAUUUAUAGAUCAACUUGUUGCUUAGUUUUCUUUUCUAUUUUUAGGAAUUCAUUGAAUGAUACCUGCAACGAACAGUUUGUGUAUUAUUGUUGAUAUUUUACACAUUAGUAACAUUUUUGUAGUCUAUUUGAAGCUGUAUGAUAACGGGCUUCCUAAAUGGAUAAUUUGCACUAAUCUAGAAAGUUUAUUUGCCUGAAAUAACUACGAUAUUGAUGUAAAUUUCUAGUGGUCCCGGUUACUAGAUUUUUUGAGCGUUAAUGAGUAUAAAUAAUUUUACGAAGUAUGAUUAAAAACAUGGUUUAGAGCUGUUUUGUUUCAGUUAAGUAUUUUUUAGUCUCAAUUUUAAGGUGAAUAUUUGUUUUUAGCUGGGUAAUACACGCAUCCAUAAUACUACUACCACUACUACUAUAUGAAAUGAUUCCAAAUGUUAAAAUAAUCGAACUUCGUGAUGACCCGGUUGUUAUUACACAAAGUAACAUAUUAACCUAACGAAUGAAUGCAGCGCAAAUGCUCUUCACCGGAUCAUACACCAUAAUCUCAAUAACUUUUGACUCACCUCCCAAUUAUUGAAAAGACAAAAGAAUUAUAGUUUCAUUCUCUGCUUCAACCGACUGUGAUACAUGGAGUGCUUGUACGUGUACGCCUUUUGAGUGCACUUGAGAAUUCACCAUUUAGGGUGCAUGUUUUACGGCACCUGACUUGAUAGUACACAUGCUUUUUGAAAUCGAAAUGGCUAUUUACCAAUGCUAUAACAGUUGCUUUUCACUUAAUGUGUUGAUUAAAUAAAACAUUAACUCUAAUUGACAGCAUGGUAUUUGGAUCACUGCGUCCCGAAAUUGAAUACGCGUCAUUCAGUUCUUGAUACUGUUGUUUUUACCAUCACAACGUUAAAUAGUAGGUUUUAGUUUGAAAUAUGAAUUGAAGAGUUUACAUAUUUUAAUACAUCUGUAUAGAUCCUUAUCAGUUACUAUUUGUUCACUAUCAAUCUCAUUUGGUUGGUAUCUACUACAGAGCUUUCUGGGUGGUGGAAAGGUAUAUAUAUAUAUAUGAAAAUAAUAAUUAUAAAAUAUGGAAUAUGCAUUUCGUAUGCAGACUCCAAGUGUCGUAUCACAGAU